Molecule: messenger RNA, 1312 nt
Organism: Suillus discolor
Lineage: Eukaryota; Fungi; Basidiomycota; Agaricomycetes; Boletales; Suillaceae
Product: translocation protein Sec62-domain-containing protein
Exons: 3
Coding region: 110-940 (276 amino acids)
Biological process (GO): post-translational protein targeting to membrane, translocation
Cellular component (GO): endoplasmic reticulum membrane; endoplasmic reticulum
Source: RefSeq, a predicted model, not a curated record
ACCUCUGUCCCUUUGUUAGGCGUGACUCACUUAUUCGUGGCAGCGCCUCCCUCAAUCCCAAACAUCAUAGUCACCACCAGACUAAUUUCUUAGUUGUCAUCCAUCGCAAAUGGCUUCGAAGGAUGAUACGCAAGCUAAAGCGCCUCCAGAAACCCGCAAUGUUGUCCAAUUCCUCCGCAGCAGUAAAUCUGGCAUGAAAAUACGUGUUGGUGCGUUGAAUGGGAAACGCGUCGAUUAUUUCAAAGGCAAAUCCGCAGUGAAAGCCCUCCUCUCGCCCGCCUAUGCAAAAGUAAAAAACGUACCCAAGGUCACUACGGAAGUCGAGGCUGAGGCCCUCCUCCAAUCAUCCAUACAAUACGCUUUUUACCUCCGCGUAGACCGCGGCGCACCCACAGGCUCAUCCAUAUCUCCGCGCCACGUCACUGUCGUUCAGCAACAACAAUUUGCCCAAGAUGCGUACUUCGUGUGGCUCUACGAAGGUUCUCAAUGGACUACAUAUGCUGGCGGACUUUUGAUGGUCGCGCUUAUGCUUGCAGCCGUAAUGUUCCCGUUGUGGCCCCCAGUGAUGCGUUUGGGUGUGUGGUACCUGAGCAUUGCCAUGCUGGGUUUACUCGGCGCAUUCUUUGGACUCGCAAUCAUACGGUUGAUAUUCUACAUAAUCACCGUGGUCAUAGCAAGCCCUGGAAUUUGGAUCUUCCCUCAAUUAUUCGCAGACGUUGGUGUUAUCGAGUCAUUUGUUCCGUUGUGGGAGUGGGAUGUUCCAAAGAAGAAAGCCGGGAAGAAGAAGAAGGCAAAGGCUCCCGCUGGUGCGAGUCCUGAGGAACAGCUUGCUAAUAACGGUGGGGCUUUUAUCGAGGAGGUUGGUGAUGAGUCCCCAGAGCAAUCGCGUCCAGGGAGUCGCUCGGCACGGGUGGAGGAGGUUCCAGACGUGGAUUCAUAACGGGAUCAUCGCAUGUUUGUAGGCAAUGUUUAUUAUGCUUUCAGUGGAGCAAAUGGGGAUGAGGGGACUAAAAUUUCCUUUAUACUCACCAGGAGUUGUCUAGACUACGCACUUCUCACACUCAUUCCCUGGUCCCGGUUCGAUCCAUUCACCAUGCAUGAUUCCCUUGUACUGGCAGCUCUUUAGAUGCAACUAGUCACAGCUAUCGUGAAGUUCAGAGCUCAGGCACUGUCACUCGCUGGCCCCAUAUGCUAUCUCGGUUUCAUAUUGGUUUUGCUAAUUUCAAAGUAGACUUUCAAACAACUGCAAUCAUGUUAUAGCUGAUGGCGCAACAUGCAUCACAGUAUACGACCUGGCACGAUAUGCCCUGGC